AGAAGCAAGAUGGAAUGAUCGGGUAUAUAUAUAUAUACGGUUAAGUACGCACACAUUCAGCUCUGGGUAGAAAAUUCAAGGUUUGUGUGCUAGAGGUUGUCCACACCUUCUUCGUCGACCUUCAACUACCACAAUAUGAAGAACUCUGCAAAAGAAGGUCAUCAAAAACAGCAGGCAACAACAACGAUGAAACGCAGAGUGGCCCCACAAGGUUGCUUCACUGUGUACGUCGGACCACAGAAGCUGAGGUUCGUGAUCAAGACCCAGUAUGCAAACCACCCUCUGUUCAUGAAACUGCUUGAAGAAGCAGAGUCGGAGUACGGAUACAACAGCCAUGGCCCUCUUGUGCUUCCAUGCAACGUUGAUGUAUUCUACAAGGUGUUGAUGAAAAUGGAGGGUGAGGAUCGUGAGGUUGCUGAUGGGAAAGGGGGUGGAUUUGGUAGCAGGCCAUGUCCUCAUGCCUCCUACCAAUAUCUCAGCCCUUUCCAUUUGUAUGUUGUAAAUCAGAUAUAGAUAUACAUAUAUAUAUAUAUAUAUAUACACAUGGUCUUGAUGGUCUCUGUCUCUGUUUCUGAUCUAGAUUUACAUAUAUUAUAUAUAAUAAUAAUAAUAUUAGUUUCCUUAAAUAUAUAUAUAUAUAUAUAUGUGUGUGUGUGUGUGUGUGUAUGAUCUUGAUAGGAGAGACAUAAGAGGGUUUUGCUAGAUGAGACUUAUGCUUUUUGGGUUGUGCUUUGAUUGGUUAGAUAAAAUUUUAUACAUAUUGUAAAAGUCGGAGAGGUUUAAUUUCUGCGUAUUUUUGCUGUGCAUGUAUGAAAGGGGACUGAUAUAUUCCCCAAAAGAAUAUUGUAAUGAAGAUGAUGAUGAUGAUGAUGAUAAAUGAGUAACACUAUUUUGGUUUUUGCUUUGUGUA
Messenger RNA from Ziziphus jujuba (common jujube), 910 nucleotides. Its product is annotated as auxin-responsive protein SAUR32-like. The coding region runs from base 136 to 513 and encodes 125 amino acids. The record is from RefSeq and is a predicted model, not a curated record. The transcript has a single exon. NCBI's taxonomy places the organism in Eukaryota, Viridiplantae, Streptophyta, Magnoliopsida, Rosales, Rhamnaceae. Gene Ontology annotation, biological process: response to auxin.